Messenger RNA from Cornus florida, 896 nucleotides. Its product is annotated as ethylene-responsive transcription factor ERF011-like. The transcript has a single exon. Gene Ontology annotation, biological process: regulation of DNA-templated transcription. Gene Ontology annotation, molecular function: DNA binding; DNA-binding transcription factor activity. Bases 242 to 655 code for a protein of 137 amino acids. NCBI's taxonomy places the organism in Eukaryota, Viridiplantae, Streptophyta, Magnoliopsida, Cornales, Cornaceae. The record is from RefSeq and is a predicted model, not a curated record.
GUAUAUUAUACAGGAGUAAUACAUUACACACAGUCACAUACACACACACACACAUAUAUAUAUAUAACCCCCUAUCCCUCUCUAUAACACAAUACUAAAUAUAAAUACUAACAUAUGGGUCUGGAGGGAGGCGGUUUCUAGGACAGUGUAAGAUUCUGUUUUAGGGUUAUAACUGAUUGUUUCUUCUGAAACUACGAGAGAGAGGGUUGUGUAUGUGUGUGUGUUUUUUUCUCUUUUUCUAAUGGCAGGAGAGUGUUGUUCAAGCAGAGAGAAAAGAAAAGAGAAGCCGUACAGAGGGAUAAGGAUGAGGAAGUGGGGGAAGUGGGUGGCUGAGAUAAGAGAACCCAACAAGAGGUCAAGGAUUUGGCUUGGUUCCUACUCCUCGCCGGUGGCGGCAGCGCGUGCCUACGACACCGCCGUGUUCUACCUCCGAGGCCGGUCGGCGAAGCUGAACUUCCCGGAAUAUAUAGUUCAGGAAGACGAGGUCCAAGACAUGUCUGCGGCUUCAAUACGGAAGAGAGCCACCGAGGUCGGAGCUAGGGUUGAUGCUAUCCAAAGCGCCGGCCGUGCAUCACCGGAGGAGAAUCUGAACCGGGUUUUGGAGAAGCCGGACUUGAACCGAUUCCCUGAUCCCGAAAACUCCGAUGAUGAGUGAGAAGAGAAACAACUAGUUUAAUUUUACCAUCAUCAUCCAACAUAUGAGAGCUACUACGAUGCAGAGACCACACCGACGUCGGAGCUAGGGUUUCAUGUUCAUGACAGAAUUGUCAUAUUGAGAUGUCUUGGAUGUAAUCCUAAGGGAUUGCUUUAAUUUAAAGUGGUGAAACUUCUUUCCAUAUUCGGAUUCAAUUUCAUAGUUGUAACAACACAGAGCAUAAGGGCGUUUUAUUAGUUUA